GCGUCUCAGCUUCUGCCAAUCAGACUGGCGGUCGGAAGUGUCGUUACCGGCGCGUUUCCUGGAAACGAGUCCGGUCCGGGCGGGCACAGCUGAGGGACAAACGGGAGCGAGCGAUGGAGGCGACGCCAGGGCCUGGGGAAGCAGGGGGCCCCAGCUGCCGGCUGGAGUUUGCAGUGCAGAUGAACUGCCAGGAAUGUGUGGAUGCCGUGCAGGCCUCUCUGCAAGGAGCAACAGGACUCCGGGUGCUGGAUAUUCGGCUGGACUCUCAGACUGUGCUGGUGGAGACCAGCAUGAGUGCUGGGAAGGUGAAGGACCUGCUGGAGAGCACAGGCCGCCGGGCUGUGCUGAAGGGCAUGGGGAGCAGUGAGCCACAGAACCUCGGUGCAGCUGUGGCCAUGAUGUCAGGCCCCUGCCUCGUCCAAGGGGUGGUUAGAUUCCUGCAGGUCUCCCCAGAGAAGUGUCUCAUUGAAGGGACCAUUGAUGGUCUGGAGCCAGGGUUGCAUGGGCUGCACGUCCAUGAAUUUGGGGAUGUCACGAACUCCUGUGACAGUUGUGGAGACCAUUUCAACCCAGAUGGGAAGCGUCACGGGGGCCCGCAGGAUGCACACAGGCAUCUCGGAGACCUUGGCAACGUGCUGGCUGGCAGCAAUGGAAGAGCAGACUUCCGGAUGGAGGACACCCGGCUAAAGGUCUGGGACAUCAUCGGCCGCUCUCUGGUGGUGGAUUCUGGUGAGGACGACCUUGGCCGUGGGGGUCACCCACUCUCUAAAGUCUGUGGGAACUCGGGUGAGAGGCUGGCCUGUGGGAUCAUUGCCCGAUCUGCUGGGCUGUUCGAGAACCCCAAGCAAAUCUGCACCUGCGAUGGCGUGACGCUGUGGGAGGAGCGGGAGAAGCCAGUGGCAGGGCCAGCCAGGAGGAAGCUUGGCCAGCCCGCCCCUCACCUGUAGGAUUAUAACUUUCCUUUCUCCACAUUGUGCCUACUGGUUGUUGCUCUAUGCCGGGGCUCAGUGUGUUUCUAACAUCAAAGGGGUGGCACUUUGGGCCUGCGGUAUAGGAGAUCUGACGUGAGCUUUAGGUGGGGACUGGACUUCUCCACAGCGUCCCCGUCUCAUACCACAGUCUCGUUCUUCUAUUGCCAACCUCUGAGCAGUUUCGUGUCCUGACCCUUCCCCAGCUGGGUGCUCCUAAACUUGCUGCAGACGAUGUCUCAUUUUAUAGGGGAGCGGUAAAUAGGCUCUGCAGUUUUUUGCUGCUUUGGGUUUUGA
Molecule: messenger RNA, 1265 nt
Organism: Terrapene triunguis (Three-toed box turtle)
Lineage: Eukaryota; Metazoa; Chordata; Testudines; Emydidae
Gene: CCS
Product: copper chaperone for superoxide dismutase
Exons: 8
Coding region: 114-947 (277 amino acids)
Biological process (GO): removal of superoxide radicals
Molecular function (GO): copper ion binding
Source: RefSeq, a predicted model, not a curated record